Molecule: messenger RNA, 7039 nt
Organism: Hypanus sabinus (Atlantic stingray)
Lineage: Eukaryota; Metazoa; Chordata; Chondrichthyes; Myliobatiformes; Dasyatidae
Gene: tcf25
Product: transcription factor 25 (basic helix-loop-helix)
Exons: 18
Coding region: 263-2296 (677 amino acids)
Cellular component (GO): RQC complex
Molecular function (GO): protein binding
Source: RefSeq, a predicted model, not a curated record
UUCGCGGCCACCGUCGCCGCCGCUCCGGGGCGUAUCGAGUUUCUCCACCCGUCGAACGGGACUUCGCGGCCACCGUCGCCGCCGCUCCGGGGCGUAUCGAGUUUCUCCACCCGUCGAACGGGACUUCGCGGCCACCGUCGCCGCUGACGAGCCGCGAAGGGAAGAUGGCGUAGACCCAAUCUGUUGCCCCAGCCUACGGUCCGGGUCGAGGCUCUUCUAAGCCCAGGGACACCGGCAGCUCGACGAGCCCCGGCACGGCACGAUGUCUUCCCGGAGCCUGCGGAAGUUGCGCGGAGAACGGGUACAGGAGCCGCUGAGUCUCCCCGUGGAGCGGGGGGAGGAGGAAGAGGAGCUGCCGCUGGAGCACGCACCGUUCCGUAAACAGCGGCGGAAAAAGAAGCAGAAAGCGGCGGCUGGCGACUUGUACCGAGCGCUUAGUGAAAUUGAUGUUGAGCAAGAUGAAGCUUUUGAGGAACAUUCAACAGAAGAACCAAAUAAUAUAAACUUGACGGUCGAGGACACUUUGCCUGAGGUAGAUGAUCAAACUGAAGCUACAGAAGAGAAUAAAGAACUAGACAAAACUGAUCAAUUAGAAAAUAAACCUGAUGCCUCACAGCCAAACUCCACCAACAAAUCAAAACGGAAAAAAAAGAAAAAGAAAAGCCGGAAUAGUGGUCCUAAUACCCAGGAAAGUGCUGCUGAUGACAUUGAUAGCAUUCUGCAAGAAAUUCAGGGGCCCAACGAUUUCCAUUACCGAACUCGCAGUGUUAGUGCAGAAACAAGACCACUGUUGUGUGUUGAGCAUAGGAAUCUGAAUCCAGAGACUGAACUGAAGAGAUAUUUUGGGGCCCGAGCAGUGCUUGGAGAACAAAGAUUAAGGCAGCGGCAUCGCCAACUACACAGGAGUACAUGGCUCACAACAGUGAAAGAUGGUUGGCCACGGUUUGUUAAAACAGGAAUUUCUAUGCAAUUGUUGGAGACAAAGGGAGGAGCCCAAUAUUUCACCUUCGAACACAGCCAUGAUUAUCAGCAGACUCAGUUCAAGUUCUUAGAUGCCGUCAAUUCUAUGGAUCCAAAUAACAUUUUGGUUCUGCUCCAGGUCAACCCACAUCAUAUUGACUCAUUAUUGCAAUUGAGUGACAUAUGUCAGAUGCAAGAGGAUCAUGAAAUGGCACGUGACUUAAUAGAAAAAGCACUUUACUGUUUUGAAAGUGCAUUUCACCCUUCAUUUAGCUUGACCAGUGGAAAUAGCCGAUUGGAUUAUCGACGAGCUGAAAAUAGGUCGUUCUUCCUUGCACUAUACAAGCAUAUGAUGUUUUUAGAGAAAAGAGGCUGUCCUCGCACAGCACUGGAGUUUUGUAAACUUAUCCGCAGUCUGGACCCUGAGAGAGAUCCACUAUGUGCUCUGUUGAUGAUCGAUGUACUAGCAUUGCGGGCGCGAGAGUAUGCUUUCCUCAUUCGGCUCUAUGAGGAGUGGGAGUUCCAUUUGAAUCUGUCUCAGCUUCCAAAUUUUGCAUUCUCCAUUCCACUGGCCUAUUAUCAUCUUAGUCAACAGGAAGAUCUUUCAGACAUGGAGUCUGCUCAAAAGCUGGAACGAGCUAAGCAUCUGAUGCAAAAGGCUCUCAUUGUGUUUCCAAGUGUACUGAUGCCGUUACUGGAGAAGUGCAGUGUGCAGCCAGACCAGGCUGUGCUGGCUCAUAGAUUUUUUGGAUUUGACGUACAAACAAGGCAACCAAGUGCACUGAAGCAGUUGGUAACACUCUUUGUUGGAAGAAAUUGGAUGCUCUGGAAAGACGCAGGAAUCAUGGCAUGGCUGGAAGAGAAUGUGAAAGAAGUUUUAAGAAGAGUAGAUGCAAAAGAUCCUCUUGUACAAGAGUCUGAGAACAAGAGAAGAAUUAGAUACCAGAAUGUACCCAGGAACAUCUAUCGUCACAUUAUUCUAUCUGAAAUAAAGGAGGCUAUUGCGACCCUUCCACCUGAAGUAACUGCUCAACCAGUGAUGGGUUAUGAUCCACUUCCUCCAUUAGAUGGCAUUAUCACAUAUACCAGACCUGAAAGGGUAAAUCAAGCAACAGAUGAAAAUACUCUAUCCCUGUUCUUUCGUUCUUUGUUGCCAAAUUUUAAUCUUCAGGAGGACAGAAGGCAGCAAGUGGAAGGUGAGGGUGCAGAAGUCCAACACGAACUGAAUCAGGGAGUAAAUCGUCUCAUGGCUGCAAUGAGAGAUAUGCUGGCAAAUAUCCGAUUUCAGGAACCACCGCAGGAGGAACAUCAAGAUGGUGAUGGAGAAUGGGACUGAAAUUCCAUGUAUUAAAUCUUUAGUGAACUUUAACCUGCAAUGCUAACAAUAGCACAUUCUAUGACUGCUAACAAAGAUUCAUCACCAUUGAUAUAGACAUUCUUAUUAAAAGAUGAAGCAAAUAUACUUAGUUUUACGAAUAUUAUUGAUAGUACUUUUCAGUGCUAACUCUGUUCAAUUUCAAUAAAUUUCAGAGGAGAGAAAAAAAUACAUGGCAACUUUUUUUAAAAAUUGAGAAAAUUAGACUUCUAGUUUGAAAAGAAUUUAGUAAGUAAUCAGGGUUUUUAAGAUCAUCUUCAUUGAGGAGAGUUCAUGAAAUUGCUUAAAAUUUCAGGUGAUAAGAAUAGUUGAUUUUUUUGUACUAAUUGCAGUCCUAUAUGCACAUGGAAAUAAGUAAAAUUAAGUAAAUAGUCUAAAAUUUACUUAAGUGCUGUAAAAUAAGAAAGAAUGCCGUUAAUAUAAGAGUUCAUAGGUUGGAUUUGCAGAAGCAAAUAACUGUCUGAUUUGCCUAGGUAUGUAUUUAAACAUUUCCAUUUACUGCAAAGGUAGUGUUGUACCUCUGCAUGCAAGAUUUAGGGAAAAGCGGAAUUACAGAUAUUUCAGUAAGUUUGUAGAAUGAUCGUGAACUGUUGGUAUGCGGGGCUUUAUCGGAGCUUGCGAUGUGAAUGUGAUGGAAGAAUACACUAAAGAAGCUGAAUCUAUUGGUGCAAGACCAGGAAAAUUAGCAGUUAACAACUACAUUUGAGGCCUCUUGUUUUCACAGAUUCACCCUACUGAUUUUAUAAAACAGACUCUAUAAUUCAAAUUGCAUUUCAAAUACACAAUUUUAAAUAUUGACAAUAUUCACGUUACCAGAAAAAAAAGUCAUCAGCAUAGAUAGCUUUAACUGAGCACUCUGCCGAAAAAGUGAAGCCAUAUUUACUAUAUAUAAACAGCUAUUCCAAAUUGGAAACCGGUACAACUAUUUUUGUAUAUUUCAAAUUUGAAGUAAUUUUUGGAAAUGAAAACCUGAAUAAGAGGAGACAUUCAAAUUUUUUUCUUGGCUUUCAUCUUCCUUUAUUAUCGCCAAGUAUGAAGACACAUACAGGGAAUUUGACGUCUUGCAACACACUAAUUGCUUUAGCAUCUUGCAAUGUAUUGUAUCACUGUUACUCUCACUGAUUCUGAAGUAUUUGAGUGCUACUAAAUUGAAAUGCACAAGAGACGCACAGAUCUUUUUAUAUAUACAUGAAACUUCUUUCCAAUUCCUGAAACAAAAAUAUCAUAAUGUGUGCAGCUGGCAAUGACAUUGUUAACAUUAAAAAAAAGCAUUUUGGCUGUUAGAUUUUCUACAUUGCAUGUCAUAAUGGAGGAAUUCUGAUAGCAACUUCUAGAAUACAUGCACAAUUCAAUACAGAAGUAAAGUAGCCAUUGAUAAUUUCCUGCUACCCCUCAGGUCUGCUAACUUGUAACCUUCUGCAGUGUAAUUUGCAAACCACAGUGAACUAAUAAUAACUUCAGGUAUAAUGUCAUAGAUUUGCACAUUUUACACUAAUUCUACCCUUCCCCCUCCCCCUGCAUUCCCAUCAAAUCCCCACAGAUUCUACUGUCAAUUACAGAAACAAUUUACAAUGCCCACUUAGAAUACUGACCCACAGUAUCUCAUUAAUCCAGUUGUGACCAAACUAGUGUGGGCUUUCUCUAAUUAAUCUAUUUCACUAAGUGACUGCUAAUUUUGCUCUUCAUGAUUGUUUCAAGACAAACCUCACUACUAAAGUGAAAUUGACUGGUAUGCAUUUACUGGGUUUAUCUUUGUACUGUCUUUUGAACAAGUGUGUAACAUUAUCUACUUUACAGACCCUGACUACCAUCUGUAAAUGCUUAGAUGAUAAUUUUCAGUGCUACUGGAACAUACUCAAGAACACAGAAUGCAUCAUUCCAAUAUAGCUAACCUUUCGUGUACCUUCUCUUUAUGAAUUUUUAGCCCAUCGGUAAUCUUAACUACAUUUUAUUUUGGUGAGACUCCAGAAGCAUUUUCUUCCUUGGCAAAAACUGGUGCAGGAUAUUUAAGUUCUGUCUUCCUGAUUAAUAACCUACACUCUAAUUUGUAGUCUGUGAUUGCCUUUGCUAUACUUCUUGCAACCUUUCUUUUCCUGUUCACGUGACUAUGGAAUAUUUUUAAAUUCCCUUAUUUUCUUUGCUGUAGGUUUCUUCUCAUACUUUCUCUUUGUCUUUAUUUCCUUACUUUGCUUAUCAGAACUGUGUGUAAACAACCUAGUUUUCACUGAUGUUAACAACUUAACCUUUGUCAUUUGAUUUCUUUUAUUUUGCUGGAUUUUAUUCUCAAUCAUUUUGAUCAUCCAGGGACCAGAUAUUUUUAAUGCCCCUUCAUUGCUACCUUGAACGGAUACACUCAGACCUUAUCUGAAAGCUCUCCAUCUUCAAAGACUUGCAAUUGACAGUUUUAUUUGGCAAGUUAAAUUCCAACUUUCCUAUACCAAUUUUGUUCUCAAUAUGUUGUACAUCAAUGAUUUAGAUAAUGGAAUAGAUGGCUUUGUUGCCAAGUUUGCAGAUGAUAUGAAGAUUGGUGGAGAGGCAGGUAGUGUUGAGGAAACAGGAGGGCUGCAGAAGGACAUAGACAGAUUAGGGGAAUGGGCAAGAAAGUGGCAAAGUUUUAAAAUGCAUGGUAAUGCACUUUAGUAAUAGAAAUAAAUGUGCUGACUAUUUUCUAACUGGGCAGAAAAUCCAAAAAUCUGAGAUACAAAGGGACUUGGGAGUACAAGAGCAGGGAUGUGAUGCUGAGGCUUUAUAAGGCACUGGUGAGGCCUCACCUUGAGUAUUGUGAACAGUUUUGGGCUGCUCAUCUAAGAAAAGAUGUGCUGGCAGUGGAGAGGGUUCAGAGGCUGUUCUCAAGUUCUGGGAAUGAAAGCGUUAUCAUAUGAGGAAUGUUUGAUGGCUCUCAGUUUGUACUCACUGGAAUUUAGAAAGAUGGGGGUGGGGGGGGAUCUCAUUGAAUGUUGAAAGGCCUAGACAGAGUAGCUGUGGAAAGGAUGUUUUCCAUGGUGGGGGUCUUGGACAAGGAGGCACAGCCUCAAGAUAGAGGGGUAUCCACUUAAAAUAGAUGCAAAGAAAUUUCUUUAGCUAGAGGGUGGAGAGUUUGUUACCACAGGCAUCUGUGGAGGCCAGGUCAUUGGGUGUAUUUAAGGCAGAGAUUGAUAGGUUCUUGAUUGGGCAUAUUAAAGGUUACAGGGAGAAGGACAAGGAAUGGGGUUGAGGAGGGGGGGGGGAUAAAAGAAUGUGCUAUGAUUCAGUGACGGAGCAGAGUUGAAGGCCCAAAUGGCCUAAUUCUGCUUCUAUGUCUUAUAUUCAAACAAACCUUUCUCUAAUUUAAAUUUAUAUACCUUGGCAUAAUCUGUAUCCUCUUCUAUAGCUAUCUUAAACAUCGUAUUAUGAUCAUGUUUUCAGGAUAUUCCCUACAGACAUUUGCUCCAUUUCACUUGGUUAAUUUCCCUUUUAAAAAAAACUUUCACUUGCUCUCCUUUCUCUCUUGUAUUUCCUGAACAUCUUGUAUCAAGGAAUAUUGAGAACUAAUUCCUUUUUAUUUUAAUUGCUACCAUAGUAUUCUCUUCUGCCAUUAGGAGCCAUGGGGUUUCUCUUUAUAUGACUUUUAUUGGAGAAUUGUUCAAAAAAAGUUACCAUACAUCAUACUCUGAAUUACUGUGCAUAAACCUUUAAAAUAAAUUACUGAAUUAUAUCUCAUCUCCUUACUCAUUUAAAUAACAAUACUUUACAUGGCAGUUCUACAUUAUGAAAUUAAGUGGUAUUUAUUAAUUAAAAUACAGCAAAAUAAAUUAUUUUAAUGUCUAUGCUCAUUAGAAUUGUGUACAAAUUUUUUUAGAGAUUUCUGCUAUUCAGCCUACAACUGCUCUGCCCUUAUAUAUAAUUUUUUUAAAUAGUUUUCACUCAUUUUGCACAUCACUUGAAAUAAAAUUAUUCUUUGUGUUAUUGUCAUAAAAUCAAAUUGCUAAAAUUCUUAGAACUUUUUGCCUGUUGCAUGUGUAUUGCGGAUGUUUGAAUAGAUGUAGUACUGUAGUAAUCCCAAAUGGUUAAUUGCAUUGUAACUCAACCGGCCUGUUGAGUGUACUUCUUGAGUUUACCAAGUAUCUACUUUAGACCUUGGACUCCUUGGGUCUGGUCCUGUCUUUAAAAAAAAACUCCUUGUUUCUUUUGGUAUUAUUUAUUUCUUGAUCUUUCUAUUAUGUUUUUGAGGUCAUUUGUAAGCAGCAACAAUUUAGUGGUGAUUACAAAAUUUAAAGAGGAAUAUAGACCAGAUUUGUACUAAGGGUAGUUGGAACUUGUGCCAUCUGUUCUCUCUGUUUGUAUUUUAAUACCAAACUAUGCCUGGAUUGCAAGGAAAAUGUUAUUCCCCUGGGCUUGGUAUGAAUAAAAGGUAAGAUGCUUGAGGAAAUUUAGGCAUCUGUUAUUUAAUCAGUUAGAAAAGGUAAUACAGGUCCACAAUCCCUUAUCCAACAUCCUUGGGGCCAGUUGCAUUUUGGAAUUAAGAAUUUUUCGGAGUUUAGAAUCCCUCCUUAUUGGUUCUGGGACCCCCUGCAGAUACCAAAAAACACGUAUGCUCAAGUCCCUUAUUUAACCUGUCUUGGUGCGGGUGGACUUUAGGACCCGGUGAAGCUCCAGACCUAUGCACAUCCUCCCAUAUACUUUAAAUCAUCUCUAGAUUACUUAUAAUACCUAAUACAAUGUAAA